GUUUCACUUCCCCUUUCCCUGCUUGGUUUCCCUCCCUGUUUCAGUCAGAUCAUGAGACUUCUGGGGUCUUUAGCAAACCACAAAUUAGAACCUCUUGAAGGUUUUACAGUAGCCAUGAGGUUCUGUGAGGUGUUGGUCCUCUUUGGUCUGCUCAGACUAACUUCAGGGCUGCCUGUUGCCUCGCCUUUCAGCCAGGCGCCGUUUCUCACUGUGUGGAACGCCCCCACAGAGAACUGCCUCUCCCAGUACGCCGUGGAUCUUGACCUGGGGAUGUUUAGCAUCGUCCAGAACCAAAAUGAAACCUUCAUAGGUGAAAACGUCACCAUUUUCUAUGCUGACAAGCUGGGUCUGUACCCGCGGUACUCAGCCCAGGGAGAGGCCAUCAACGGCGGGGUUCCUCAGAACAGCAGCCUAGAUGGACACCUCCGACUCGCCAGCGAAGAUAUCCGCUACUACAUCCCUGACAGAGACUUCCAGGGCCUGGCGGUGGUGGAUUGGGAGAGCUGGCGGCCGGUGUGGGAGAGAAACUGGGACAGUAAACAAGUGUACAAGGAGGGGUCAAAAGCCCUGGUGAGGGCCAGGCAUCCAGACUGGAAUCCUGCUCAGGUGGAGGCAGCGGCUCGGGUGGAUUUUGAGCAAUCUGGGAGGAAAUUCAUGGAGGAAACACAGAAACUGGGGCAGAAAAUGAGGCCAAGUGGCUUGUGGGGGUUUUAUGGAUUUCCGAAUUGCUACAACUAUUACAACGACAGGAGCGUAAACUACACAGGUAAGUGUCCAGAUGUGGAGCUGACGAGGAACGAUGAGCUGUUCUGGCUGUGGAACGCCUCCUCCGCGCUGUACCCUGACAUCUACCUGAGCCUGGACUUGCGAGGCCUCGGCAAAGAGGUGCUGCUCUACGCUCAUCACCGCAUCCUGGAGGCCAUGAGGGUGGCGGACCAGGUGACCCCGUGGCAGCUGCCCGUCUUCCCCUACGCCCGCAUCGUCUACACCUACACAUUAGAGUUCCUCUCCAAAGAGCAUCUGGUCUACACUUUAGGAGAGAGCGCUGCUUUAGGAUCUGCUGGGGUCGUGCUGUGGGGGAACCAUGCAUUUGAUAAAUCUAAGGCUACAUGUGAAGCAGUCAAGUCCUACAUCGAUGAGACUUUAGGUCCCUACGUGGUCAACGUGACCUCAGCUGCCACGCUCUGCAGCCAGACUUUGUGCUCCUCUCAGGGACGGUGUCAGAGGUCGGACCUGAAGUCGGGCGCCUACCUCCACCUCGACCCCGCAGCCUGGAAGAUCCUGUCUGAAAAGAACCCGGCAGGAGGGACCAACUACAGGGUUUUAGGGCAGAUGGAUGCACAAAGUGUGCUGCAGAUGAAGUCUGACUUCCACUGCAGGUGUUAUCCUGGGUGGGGAGGGAGGAACUGCUCCACGCCAGCUUAGAGAUUACAAUAGUUUUAAAUAAUAAGAGGGAAGUUCAGAGUCUUUCUGAGUGGAGUUUACUUGUUGCUUGUUGGGUCGUCAGCUUCUUCUCAGAACCCAAAGAUGUGCCUUUUAGCAGUACUGGAAACUCUAAUUGUGCUUUUAGGUAUCAGUAUUUCUUUGUUCUGUGAUGGGUUUGCAAUUCUUAAUCAGGAUCAAAUGGGUUUUGAAGAUGGAUGAAUGGACUGAUUUGAUUGAUUAUUGCUCAUUUCAAAACAGCUACAUUUUUUAAAAUCAUGACUUAUUUUUUGCUUCUGUGUUUUGAUUUCAUUGUCUGUAUGGACUGAUAUGGAUGUGUGUAUUUUUUUUUGUGUUUUUUUUUUUACAUAAACCACUAAUUUGUUUUGGUGUCUUCCUACUUAAUCAAAUCCUUCUGCAAACUGCACAGAUCCUAUUAGUUUCCCAGGCAGACUUGUGCUUUUGUGUUGUACUUAAAACACAACAGCACAAGUUGUAUCCCAAGUGGAUGAUUUGUUGUUUUGAUUUAACUGUCAGCUUCUAAAAAACAUCAUGCAAGAGUUGUUUACUCUUUAUUUAAUAGCUGUUCCCAUUGCUGUUGGCUUUAAAUGAGCAUUAGUUUAUUCUUUGUCAUUCCUGAAACACCAGACUAAAUGUAUGUAAUAUCUUGUGAGUAUAAGAUAUUACAUGCUUGUAGUAUCUUGUACUCACAAGAAAAAAGGGGAUAUUUUAUUGUUUUUCCCAUUUAUUGAAGUUACUGGGGCUUUCAUAAUGACUUGCUUGUUGGUUCGUGACCAGCAGGUGGUGCUGUCGGACUUCUAACCAAAGACAAACAUCAAGGUCAUGGCUACGGAAGCUCUAAAUCACAACAGCAGUUAAAUCAUGUUAGGUAAAAACACAUUUUACUCAUUACGUGAUUCAGAUUAUCGUCUAUUUCUGCAGCAGUUUAGGAUUUAUAAUAAAUUCAAGUGAC
Messenger RNA from Poecilia latipinna (sailfin molly), 2395 nucleotides. RefSeq names its product hyaluronidase 1 (gene hyal1). The record is from RefSeq and is a predicted model, not a curated record. Lineage: Eukaryota; Metazoa; Chordata; Actinopteri; Cyprinodontiformes; Poeciliidae. Gene Ontology annotation, biological process: carbohydrate metabolic process; hyaluronan catabolic process. The transcript is spliced from 4 exons. Gene Ontology annotation, molecular function: hyalurononglucosaminidase activity. Bases 52 to 1425 code for a protein of 457 amino acids. Gene Ontology annotation, cellular component: cytoplasmic vesicle.